Molecule: messenger RNA, 4267 nt
Organism: Chinchilla lanigera (long-tailed chinchilla)
Lineage: Eukaryota; Metazoa; Chordata; Mammalia; Rodentia; Chinchillidae
Gene: Mbtps1
Product: membrane-bound transcription factor peptidase, site 1
Exons: 23
Coding region: 458-3622 (1054 amino acids)
Biological process (GO): proteolysis
Cellular component (GO): Golgi apparatus
Molecular function (GO): serine-type endopeptidase activity
Source: RefSeq, a predicted model, not a curated record
AUCGUGAGCCUCUCCGCCGGUGGCGCGAUCUCGCGAGAGUUGCGAGUAAACAGCCCCGAAUGGAGAGUCGCGGCGUGUUAGCGGCUGAGGCUCCGUUAUCCCGGGCUCCCCGGCUGCGAGCCUGAGGCUCCGAGCCGAAGAUUGGCUCACAGAGCGAGUAAUCAGCUCCGUUGGAUUUGGUUCUGCAGUGUAGAUGGAGUCUAGGACUCAGUUGUCUCGGCCCGAAUGAGAGAGGCCUCAUGUCCAAGAUGGAGAAGAAGCGAAGAAAGAAAUGAAACCCUCUCUUCGGGCCAAGCCACGAAAGGCCAUGGGACUUCACUUUUAUUUACAUUGGACAAGACUGUAAGACGGUUAAUCAGUAAUGUUGCAACUCUUAGCCGAAACAAAAAUUCACUUCUAACCAAGGAAGACAAAAGUGUGAUUUGAAUUUAUGUGAUUUUUAUGACCACAUUCACCUAUGACCAUGAAGCUUGUCAACAUCUGGCUGCUUCUGCUAGUGGUUUUGCUCUGUGGGAAGAAACAUCUGGGUGACAGACUGGAAAAGAAAUCUUUUGACAAGGCCCCGUGCCCUGGCUGUUCCCACCUGACUGUGAAGGUGGAAUUCUCCUCAGCGGUUGUGGAAUAUGAAUAUAUCGUGGCUUUCAAUGGAUAUUUCACAGCCAAAGCUAGAAAUUCAUUUAUUUCAAGCGCUCUGAAGAGCAGCGAAGUAGACAACUGGAGAAUCAUACCUCGGAACAAUCCAUCCAGUGACUACCCUAGUGACUUUGAGGUGAUUCAGAUAAAAGAAAAACAGAAAGCAGGGCUGCUAACACUUGAAGAUCAUCCAAACAUUAAACGGGUAACACCCCAACGGAAAGUCUUUCGCUCCCUGAAGUUUGCUGAGUCUGAUGCGCUCAUACCCUGCAAUGAAACCCAGUGGAGCCAGAAAUGGCAGUCGUCACGCCCCCUGCGAAGAGCCAGUCUGUCCCUGGGCUCUGGCUUCUGGCACGCCACAGGACGGCAUUCGAGUAGACGGCUGCUGAGAGCCAUUCCACGCCAGGUUGCCCAGACGCUGCAGGCGGAUGUGCUGUGGCAGAUGGGAUACACAGGUGCUAAUGUCAGAGUUGCUGUGUUUGAUACCGGGCUGAGUGAGAGGCAUCCCCACUUCAAGAAUGUGAAAGAGAGAACCAACUGGACCAAUGAGCGGACCCUGGAUGAUGGGCUGGGUCAUGGCACGUUCGUGGCAGGCGUGAUUGCCAGUAUGAGGGAAUGCCAAGGAUUUGCUCCAGAUGCAGAACUUCAUAUUUUCAGGGUCUUUACCAAUAAUCAGGUAUCUUACACAUCGUGGUUUUUGGAUGCCUUCAACUAUGCCAUCUUAAAAAAGAUCGAUGUGCUGAACCUGAGCAUCGGUGGUCCCGACUUCAUGGAUCAUCCCUUUGUUGACAAGGUGUGGGAAUUAACAGCUAACAACGUAAUCAUGGUCUCUGCUAUUGGCAACGACGGGCCUCUUUACGGCACUCUGAAUAACCCUGCUGAUCAGAUGGAUGUGAUUGGAGUGGGUGGCAUUGACUUUGAAGAUAACAUCGCCCGCUUUUCCUCCAGGGGAAUGACCACCUGGGAGCUACCAGGAGGCUACGGUCGUGUGAAACCUGACAUUGUGACCUACGGUGCUGGAGUGCGGGGUUCCGGUGUGAAAGGGGGCUGCCGGGCCCUCUCGGGGACCAGUGUCGCCUCCCCGGUGAUUGCAGGGGCCGUCACCUUAUUGGUGAGCACAGUCCCGAAGCGUGAGCUGGUGAACCCUGCUAGCAUGAAGCAGGCCCUGAUCGCGUCCGCCCGGAGGCUGCCUGGUGUCAACAUGUUCGAGCAAGGCCAUGGCAAGCUAGAUCUGCUCAGAGCCUACCAGAUCCUCAGCAGCUACAAGCCCCAGGCCAGUCUGAGCCCCAGCUACAUCGACCUGACCGAGUGUCCGUACAUGUGGCCCUACUGCUCCCAGCCCAUCUACUAUGGAGGAAUGCCAACAAUCGUCAAUGUCACCAUCCUCAACGGCAUGGGAGUUACAGGACGAAUUGUAGAUAAGCCUGACUGGCAGCCCUAUCUGCCACAGAAUGGAGACAACAUUGAAGUCGCUUUCUCUUACUCCUCGGUGUUAUGGCCUUGGUCAGGCUACCUGGCCAUCUCCAUUUCUGUGACCAAGAAGGCAGCUUCCUGGGAGGGCAUUGCCCAGGGCCAUGUCAUGAUCACGGUGGCUUCCCCAGCGGAGAUGGAAUCAAAAAAUGGUGCAGAACAGACGUCAACAGUAAAGCUUCCAGUUAAGGUGAAAAUAAUUCCUACCCCGCCUCGGAGCAAGAGGGUCCUCUGGGAUCAGUACCACAACCUCCGCUACCCUCCUGGCUACUUCCCCAGGGACAACUUAAGGAUGAAGAACGACCCUCUGGACUGGAAUGGUGACCAUAUCCAUACAAACUUCAGGGACAUGUACCAGCAUCUGAGAAGCAUGGGCUACUUUGUGGAGGUCCUCGGCUCUCCCUUCACUUGCUUUGAUGCCACGCAGUACGGAACCUUGCUAAUGGUGGACAGCGAGGAGGAGUACUUCCCUGAGGAGAUCGCCAAGUUGAGGAGGGACGUGGACAAUGGCCUUUCUCUUGUCAUCUUUAGUGACUGGUACAACACUUCCGUUAUGAGAAAAGUGAAGUUUUAUGAUGAAAACACAAGGCAGUGGUGGAUGCCAGAUACUGGAGGAGCCAACGUCCCAGCUCUGAACGAGCUGCUGUCUGUGUGGAACAUGGGGUUCAGUGAUGGGCUGUAUGAAGGGGAGUUUGCCCUGGCGAACCACGACAUGUACUAUGCAUCAGGAUGCAGCAUCGCUAAAUUUCCAGAAGAUGGCAUUGUGAUAACACAGACUUUCAAGGACCAAGGAUUGGAGGUGUUAAAGCAGGAGACAGCGGUUGUUGAAAAUGUCCCCAUUUUGGGCCUUUAUCAGAUUCCAGCUGAGGGUGGAGGCCGGAUUGUGCUGUAUGGAGACUCCAAUUGCUUGGAUGACAGUCACCGACAGAAAGACUGCUUUUGGCUUCUGGACGCGCUCCUUCAGUACACCUCGUACGGGGUCACCCCACCUAGCCUCAGCCACUCGGGGAACCGGCACCGCCCUCCCAGCGGAGUGGGCUUGGCUGCCCCUGAGAGGAUGGAAGGGAACCAUCUGCAUCGGUACUCCAAGGUUCUUGAGGCCCACUUGGGAGCCCCGAAGCCGCGGCCUCUGCCCGCCUGUCCGCACCUGUCUUGGGCCAAGCCACAGCCUUUGAAUGAGACGGCGCCCAGUAAUCUUUGGAAACAUCAAAAGUUGCUCUCCAUCGACCUGGACAAAGUGGUGUUACCCAACUUUCGAUCCAAUCGCCCUCAAGUGAGACCCUUAUCCCCUGGAGAAAGUAGCGCCUGGGACAUUCCUGGAGGGAUCAUGCCUGGCCGCUACAACCAGGAAGUGGGCCAGACCAUCCCUGUCUUCGCCUUUCUGGGAGCCAUGGUGGUCCUGGCCUUCUUCGUGGUACAAAUCAACAAGGCUAAGAGCAGGCCAAAGCGGAGGAAGCCCAGGGUGAAGCGCCCACAGCUCAUGCAGCAGGCUCACCUGCCCAAGACCCCGUCCGUGUGACUCGCGCCGUGGCCUUCGAGGAUGACUGUGGUGGGCAAGCAGAGCCCUCGAGGGUUUCCCAGGAGAACCCCGUCUUCAGCUGUGACUCCGGCUGUCGGUUCUGCAGCGGCCUCCGCCUGUGACGUGCCCAGGCCCGAAGUACAUCUUGAAAUCCGUCGUGGCCGGGGACCCAGCGAGGGGUACUCGGGCUCAGCCCAGAGCAGUGUCAUGCAGCAGCUGAGUGCACCAAAGACUCGGAGAACUUAGAAGGCUGUUGGCCUCUGCCCAGCGAGGGAGGAACUUUUAAAUAAAUGAAACAACCUUGACCAAGUUAAGAUAUGCUUGUUAAAGGCUAUUUUCUAUAUUUAUUGUUGGGAGAAGUCACUUUAAAGACUUAUGCUAUUCGGAAGCAAAGCUAUUUUUUUUUGUCAAUGGAAUGCAGUUUUGUACUAUUCCACCAUGAAAAGUCACAGAUCCGUCGUCUCCUUUGUGAUGAGAGGGCAGACUGAGAUCUGAAGAAACUUGCACAAAUCUGUGAAACAUAGACCUUCGCUUUAUUUUUAUAAGUACCAACUGCCACUGUGUUUUGUAAUUUGGGGUCUUGGUUUCACCAUGGGUGGUGAAGAAAAUUUUCAAUAAAUAUGCAUUACCUUAUGAAGCUGGAAA